Molecule: messenger RNA, 348 nt
Organism: Pyricularia pennisetigena
Lineage: Eukaryota; Fungi; Ascomycota; Sordariomycetes; Magnaporthales; Pyriculariaceae
Exons: 2
Coding region: 1-348 (115 amino acids)
Source: RefSeq, a predicted model, not a curated record
AUGAGAUGCAAGGUGGCACGGCGCAAGCACAAGCUCACGGCUCUUCACGGUCAGAAUGAUAGAGUUACCUCGUUUGCAGACAGAGUCAUGACCGAAGCUGCACAAGAGUUAAUCCUCCGCCAAAGUAAUUUUAUUAAACACAACACCCCGGUCAAUAUCUUGCCUCGACCUCGCUCACUUGAUUUUACCAGCGACUCGGUUCAUAGUCCACGAAAAUGGCAUCGUUCGAUCAAGAUACUCUUCCUCACAUUCCGACUUCCGCCCCAGGAGAGUACACCGAAUUCUUACUUGCAGAAGUUGAGACUUGGGUAUCUUACCACCUUGACUCCUGGCUACACGACAAUAUAA